Cyclospora cayetanensis is the source of this 1689-nucleotide messenger RNA. Its product is annotated as dynactin subunit 2. The transcript has 8 exons. Lineage: Eukaryota; Apicomplexa; Conoidasida; Eucoccidiorida; Eimeriidae. Gene Ontology annotation, cellular component: cytoplasm; dynactin complex. The coding region runs from base 1 to 1689 and encodes 562 amino acids. The record is from RefSeq and is a predicted model, not a curated record. Gene Ontology annotation, biological process: mitotic spindle organization.
AUGGGUGAAGACGAUUCAGCAAGGUCCAACAAGCGCGUAGAGCUGCUUCUCAGCGCAAAUGGUGCCGGUGGGAAGGAAGUGUAUGAAUACACCCCUGACCCUGGGUCCGUGGUGUCUCAUGCAAGUUCCUCACCAGACGGCAUUGAUAAAGGAGAUGCACACCGAUCAUUGCGGGGCGCAAAAGAGAUCGACGACACGGAGGUGCGUCCAAGUACUGCCUACGAAUUCUUCCGAGGAAAAACAUACAAAAGCACUGCUUUUCAAAAUGGAUUCUCCACGCGGCGCGCGUGGAGGGGCUCCAGCUCGGGUGUGAUGGAAGUUCGUGGCCAGCGAACGGUGCUCUCAGCCUACAAGGGCGACAAAGUCAGCGACAUCGGAUCUAUGUCCUCUACGGUAUCGGAAUUUCGUGAGGCUUCUUCCUUUGAAACACCCAUUGCCCGGCUGAGGCGGUUGCAAAGCGAAGUCGAGGAAAUGCUCGACUUCGUGUCAUCUUUCCUUGUGGAAGAGCGCGUGCACCUUCCCAAAGGGGUUGGCACAGAGGGCGCUGAGCCAGAGAAGGCUGCACCAUCGGACGAAGUCUCCGCCGAGCAGGGAGAAUCUUCCAAAUCCACAGGCCUCUUGCAGGUUCAGUACCAAGCUCGCCGGCUAUCUCAGGGGGCUAAAGAGGCUCUCCUUUUUGGGAACGAUCCACUGUCCCUUAUUGAGGAACUCAAGAGGCUGCGCAUGCAAGUUUCGAGUGUGCUGAGCGAUAAGAAAACAGAGGCGUUGGUGUCGCACAUCGAGCCAGUUACGGGUAUGCGGUCUGGAGCAGCGCUGCUGGCGCAGCACCUGUCCACGGCGUCUACCCAGCUGCAGCAGGUGCUUGCCAACGAGGCGGAAGCCCUAUCGCUUCCUUCUAAAAACUCGGCUGCGACAUCGGCAGUGGCCGUGAGAGUAGGCGACGCACAGCCAGCGGCUUCCGGAGGAGUGACAGCUGGAGACGGUGGCGCGGAGCUGGCUUCGACGGCCUAUGAAGUCUACUGUGUUCCUUCGCUGUCACCCAUGAUCGAGCAGAGCCGCAUCACCUUCUUAGAACGGCGUUUGGCACUUGUUGAAAACAAGAUGGGUCUUCACAAAAUGAGUCUCCUCCCCCACGCGGAUCUCUUUGAGGCUGUGAACGAAAUGCAGCAGCGCAUCAAGCUACUCGACGCCCAAAAGAUCGAAAGCCUACAGAAGCGCGUUCAAGGGCUGCUUCUGGAGCUGCACGCCUUGCAGCAGCGGCGGCAUGAACUGGAUAUGGCAGCGGAGGGUGUAUCGACACCCGCCUAUGGGGCGAGUGUAGGCAGUGGCGGGGAGUAUGGGCGGGGGCGCAACGCGGGGGCCCCUGCGGCUGCCAGCGACUGGCAGCGCGUGGAGGAGCUCUACGACAUUUGUGAGAGGUGGAAAGCCCCUGCAGCGGUGCUGCCUUCUGUGUUACAGCGGUUGAAGCUGCUGAAAGGCAUUCACCAGGAAGCUGGUGGUGUAUCUGUGCGUCUGUCCGUGCUGGAGAAACAGCAGGAGGAGCUGCAGGCGUGGGUAAAGAGGGCGGACGAGGCAGUUACGCAGCUGCAGAAAACCGUGUUGGAGAGCAUCGAAUGGGCUCAGAGGACAGUGUCGCAAAUGCAGCAGCGGCUGGUGGCUGUGGAUGCCUCGGCGACGACUGACACCUAA